This is a messenger RNA of Lolium rigidum, 1557 nucleotides long. RefSeq names its product berberine bridge enzyme-like Cyn d 4. Gene Ontology annotation, molecular function: oxidoreductase activity; FAD binding. NCBI's taxonomy places the organism in Eukaryota, Viridiplantae, Streptophyta, Magnoliopsida, Poales, Poaceae. The record is from RefSeq and is a predicted model, not a curated record. The coding region runs from base 1 to 1557 and encodes 518 amino acids. The transcript has a single exon.
AUGGCCUCAGUUUGUAGCUUAGCCCUAGUGCUCCUCUUCAGCUUCCUCUCGAGCCACGCAUUCGUUGUUUCCCUAGCUUCCUCUGACGGCUUCCUCCAAUGCCUCUCAGCGGCCAUACCAAACCAGCUCCUGUACACUCAGAGCUCGCCUUCAUUCAUGCCGAUCCUGGUUUCCUCCGUCCGGAACCCCAGGUUGUUCACUCCAACCACGGUGAGGCCGCUCGUCAUCGUCACGCCCACGAAUGCCUCCCACGUCCAGUCUACCGUGAUAUGCGGACGCCACCACGACGUGCGCAUUCGCGUGCGCAGCGGCGGCCACGAUUUCGAGGGCCUCUCCUACCGCUCCGAGCGUCCCGAGGUGUUCGCGGUGGUCGACCUCAACAUGAUGCGGUCGGUGCGUGUUAACCGGAGAGCCGGCACCGCGUCGAUUGAUUCCGGCGCGACGCUCGGGGAGGUCUACUACGCCGUCUCCAAGGCGAGUAAUCAGCUGGCUUUCGCGGCUGGCCUGUGCCCCACGAUCGGCAUCGGCGGCCAUCUCAGCGGCGGCGGGUUCGGCAUGCUGUUGCGCAAGUACGGCGGCGCCAUCGACAACGUGCUGGACGCCACUCUGGUGGACGCCGAGGGGAGGGUCCUGGACAAGAAGGCCAUGGGGAGGGACGUGUUCUGGGCCAUUCGAGGAGGCGGCGGUGAGAGCUUCGGCAUCGUGCUAUCCUGGAAGGUGAAGCUCGUGCCCGUCCCGCCCAAAGUGACGAUGUUCAAAGUCCCCAAGUCAAUCAACGAGGGUGUUAUAGACAUCCUCACCAAAUGGCAAGUAGUCGCUCCAGCUCUCCCCGAUGAUCUUUUCAUACGGGUUGUCGUCCAGAAUGACGUGGCUGAGUUCCAGUCCAUGUACCUUGGUACGUGUGACAUGCUCCUUCCAUUGAUGGAAAGCCAUUUCCCGGAGCUCGGACUGAACCAGACACACUGCAAGGAGAUGACGUGGAUCCAGUCCGUGCCCUACAUCUUCUUGGGCAGCACCGCCAUCGUGGAGGACAUCUUGAACAGGACCACCUCGCUUGACAUGUCCACUAAGGCAACCUCCGACUAUGUCCACCAGGCAAUCCCCAAGGACGGCUGGGUCAAAAUAUUCACCUUGCUCGCAAAGCCGAACGCCGGGCUCCUGAUCAUCGUCCCCUACGGCGGGAAGAUCAACAGCUUCUCGGAGGCGGCGACGCCAUUCCCCCACCGUGGGGGCGUGCUGUUUAACAUUCAGUACAUGAAUUUCUGGUUGGCCACCACGGACGGAUCGACGCAGACCAAGUGGCUCAAAGACUUCUACGCGUUCAUGGGGCCGUACGUAAGCCAGAACCCGAGGCAAGCCUAUGUGAACUAUAGGGACCUUGACCUGGGCGUGAAUGUCGUUGUAGGCAAUGUCACUAGCUACAAGGCCGCAAUGGUUUGGGGCGAGAAGUACUACAAGGGUAACUUCAAGAGGCUCGCGUUCGCCAAGGGCAAAGUUGAUCCUGACGACUACUUCAGAAACGAGCAGAGCAUCCCACCACUAGUGGCGAGAAAGUGA